ACCGGGUGUUAUUUCCAUACAGUGCCCUCCAAACCCUACCAGCUAUUCUUACAAAAACCAGAAUGAACAACAAAGCAGACGAAGAAAAUAUUCAGACACAGUCUGAGGCUACUGAGAAACUAGCCAGUUCUGAAGAGAAUCCAGAAUCCCAGGUUUCCGUAUCGCCAGCUGUAAAUGGCGACGACAAAGGACAAUGGCUGGUUAAAUUUGAGGAACAUGACCCGGCAAACCCUAAAAACUUUAAAACGGCGUACAAAAUAUUUCUCACUUUCCAGAUGAGUAUGUUGGCUCUCAGUGGGUCAAUGGGGUCUUCAAUUGUUGCUCCGGCCCAAUCUUCGAUUGGGGCUUAUUUCCAUGUCAGCGUAGAAGUUACCACUUUGGCUGUGGCUCUGUUCGUCUUGGGUUGGGCAUUUGGGCCUAUGAUAUGGGGUCCCAUAAGCGAAGUCUACGGCCGGCGUUGGGGCAUGCUUCCGGGCGUAUUCAUUUUUGGAUUGUUUAGCAUCGGCAGUGCGACCAGCAAGAGUGCAGCCAGUUUGUUUGUGACCCGAUUCUUUGGAGGAAUAUUCGCCUCCGCGCCUAUCAGUAAUGUGCCCGCGGCACUUGGCGACUUAUAUGAUCCCCGCUUUCGAGGAACUGCUAUGACCUUCGUAUCACUGUGUAUUGUUGGUGGUCCUACGCUGGGUCCUGUGAUUGGCGCAGCUUUGACUGUCAACUCGCAUCUUGGAUGGAGAUGGACCGAGUAUAUUGAGUCGAUAUUCAUUUUUACCUUGUUCUUCCUGGCGUUGUUUACGCUGCCUGAAAUAUACGCACCAGUGCUCCUCAAACGACGAGCACAACACUUGAGAAAGACCACCGGCAAGGAGCAAUACUGGCAUCCACAUGAAGAAGAAAGAAUCAGUCUGGACAAUGUUCUCACAAAGCAUAUUAGCCGUCCUAUUCGAAUGUUUGUCACAGAACCGAUGCUCACUUUCAUCGCCGUAUAUGCUUCCUUUGUUUAUAGUCUAGUUUAUCUGACUCUUGAAGUGUUCCCGAUCGUUUUUCAUGAGAAACGGAAAUACUCCCUCGUUAUUUCCACAUUGCCUUUCUUUGGGAUUUUGGUCGGCGUGAUGUUUGCACUGAUAAUCAAUUUCGCAAAUCAGCCCAGCUACGCGCGUGCAGUGAAAAAUAAUAACGGGCAAGCAGUUCCAGAGGCACGGUUACCACCGAUGAUUGCUGGGGGAAUUCUCCUUUCUGUGGGACUGUUCUGGUUUGGGUGGACUGCAGACCCAAAGUUUUCAUGGGCGUUGCCUGUAGUUGCAUCAGGUUUUAUCGGAGCAGGAUUCAACAUUGUUUUCCAGCAAUGCCUCAACUUCAUAGUCGAUACCUAUGGCAUGUACAGUGCGAGCGCGGUAUCAGCAAAUACAAUGCUUCGAUCGAUACUCGCGUGCGGUUUACCCAUGGCCUCGAGACCGAUGUUUGAGAAUCUAGGAGUCGGGCCUGCUUCUAGCCUGAUCGGUGGCAUAUCUUGUCUUGCAAUUCCCGUUCCCUUUUUCCUUAUGAAGUAUAGUGCAGCACUACGAGAGAGAUCGAAGUUUGCACCGACUUCAAAGUGAUAGCUAGAGUCAUUCGGUCAUUGAAUUGCCGGGAAAUCUGCCAUGGCUAUUGAUGCAUUUCGGAUGAAUGCUAUCAUAGAACAUCAGAUCAAGGAAGUCUUCACAGUUCCGGCAAUGGCUUUUGCUAAUUGUAGGCGUAUCUAGAAAGCCAUUUACUAUUUUAGAAGCAGAGUCGAUUACAUAGAAUUAGAAGACAGUCCGUAAGGUUGGCUCAAAUUGAACGCUUAUCUCUUCGCAAGUCUAGAAGAGUCCGAGGUUGC
Messenger RNA from Talaromyces proteolyticus, 1852 nucleotides. RefSeq names its product major facilitator superfamily domain-containing protein. The record is from RefSeq and is a predicted model, not a curated record. Gene Ontology annotation, molecular function: transmembrane transporter activity. The transcript is spliced from 5 exons. Gene Ontology annotation, biological process: transmembrane transport. The coding region runs from base 63 to 1592 and encodes 509 amino acids. Lineage: Eukaryota; Fungi; Ascomycota; Eurotiomycetes; Eurotiales; Trichocomaceae.